Phyllostomus discolor (pale spear-nosed bat) is the source of this 2535-nucleotide messenger RNA. RefSeq names its product Tctex1 domain containing 1 (gene DYNLT5). Gene Ontology annotation, cellular component: cytoplasmic dynein complex; cytoplasm. Gene Ontology annotation, molecular function: dynein intermediate chain binding. Gene Ontology annotation, biological process: microtubule-based movement. The transcript has 5 exons. The record is from RefSeq and is a predicted model, not a curated record. NCBI's taxonomy places the organism in Eukaryota, Metazoa, Chordata, Mammalia, Chiroptera, Phyllostomidae. Bases 789 to 1307 code for a protein of 172 amino acids.
CCACGCCCAUUUCAAAGCUGCUUAAACUUGAAGGAGCUGGGAAGAGUGGUGUGGAGGAAUUCGGUUUGCAAAGCACUGAUGAGCCAGCGAGUUCCUGGGGGCCCUGGGCUUACUGUUUGUUAUCUUUGAAUCUCCACUUUUUAAAUCUAUAAAAGGAGAACAACUCUCUGAAAGAGCUGUUAGGAAGAUUAAAUAAAGCAAAACCUGUUUUCCAGAACCAGGUAAAUGUAAGCUCUCUCUAAAUUAUCCCUGUUAUCAACCAGCUGUGCCUUGGAAAGAGGGUGUUGGGAAGCAGCGGCAGGAUUGUGGGGGCAUUGCUUUCCUUUUUCUUUGCGCCUCGGAUUUCUGGUCAUAGGAAACCACAGCAUUUCCCACUCCUGCCGCUGACAUCUGCGGGAGGAAGAACUGGAUGAGGCCUUGCGGGGCUGCAGCUUGAGUUUCAGGUGUCCUCCUCGGUUUAGCAUGAACCGGUUCCCCUCCCACUCGCAGCCACUCCAGGGAGCAGCCGAGCUUAGGAGGAGCCCCCUCUGGGCGGUGGCAAUGAGUCCUUGACAUCCCUUGUGCAGCUAAGAGGACCACGCAGCUACUCUCGGCCAGGGGAGGGCGGAGGGCUCUGUUUGGAGGAGGUCACCCUGGAGACAGGGCGCGGAGACCAGGGGGCUGCAAGGGAGGUGGGAGAGCAGGGAGCCUCGCGCUGCGCUGGUGCCUGCAGUGGAGGAGCAGAAGGUGUGGGAGACCCCGGCCGGCCGCGGCACCCUUGCAGCUGUUGCCCCACGUAGGUUACGGUGAUGUCAGACAUUGCUAAAGACAGAACGGGUCAUUCAUUGAAGAACAUGGGGAGUGCGUCUUCUCUAAGCAGGAAGGAACUUCAUGGGUGCAUCAAAGGCUCUCUGAGUGCUGUGUCUUACGUGGACGAACCUAGCCAGCGUGAUGUUGCCUCUCGCCUUACAGUUCAGAUGGAAAACACCUAUCAGCUCGGGCCUAGCAAACAUUUUCCUGUGGCUAUUGUCAAUCAUAUUCUGAAAGAUGUGUUAACUAACUCUCUGCAAGAAGAACAAUAUGAACCAGAGCUCUGCAGACAGAUGACUAAAACGAUUUCUGAGGUCAUUAAAGCGCAGGUCAAGGCCUUGCUGGUCCCACGCUAUAAGCUGAUAGUGAUGGUUUACAUCGGGCAACUGAGCGGCCAGAGCAUCCUCGUUGGGAGCAGGUGCCUCUGGAACCCUAAAAGUGAUAACUUCGCAUCUUAUGUUUUUAGAAACUCUUCACUCUUUGCUCUUGCAACUGUCUAUGCAGUUUACUUUGAGUGACUGAAAAUAAGAAACAUAGUAUUACUGUUUUAAAUCAAGAAAUAGGCUAUAUCUAAGUACACGAAAGUUUUACUGACUAAAAGUUUUAGAAAGAAAUGCUAAUAGUUCAAACAACUGGAAGAUUUUGGAUUUUUUAAAAUACUUUUGGGAAGUUUGGGGAAGGGAAGGGUGGCACAAGAAAGAAUUUUGUUUACCUCAAGAAGGAACUAAGUUUUUGUUCUAUUGGAUUUUUUCCAUAGACAUGGAUUCUUAUUAAAUAUUACUUUGGAGUAAUUAUUUAAUUACUCUUCAAUUAAAGAGUUAGAAUUUCCUGCGUUGUUUUUUAAUGAGAAUUUUUUUUUAAUGUGGCUGUAUACUUAGACCAAUAAAUGGCAGUAGAAUAUCCAACAUGGUAUACACAAAUGAUAAAAGUAUGUCUCAGUGCUGCAUAUAAAAGAAUACUGGCUUUCAUUUGCUACUUAAUAAAUUGAGCAGCAUUCAUUAGCUGCAAUUACUGUUACAUGUCAUGUACCUGACAGUUGAAACUGGUGAGGUAGAAUUAAUGAUUUCAUAACAAUUAUCAUAGUCCCACGGGGCUGCUAGCUAAAACUAGAAGCUCUUGUGGAUUGCCUGUACUUUACAAAAGUGUGGGAGAACUGAAUGUCGGCUCUUCAAUAAUGGAAACUAUAAAGCCUUUUAGGGCACUGAAGUAAUCGCUGUGAUAUUAAAUAUACAUGAUGCUUAAUAGUUAAGUGUAUUUGUAACACAUACAAUCAUGUAUUCAGAUGAGACACUGGUUUCGAAUAUACACUGCCUAAUGUGUCUUUGAAUGGGUUUUCCUAGGCUAACCAACUUUUACACAAAAUACAUACCUGGCUGCUUAACAAAUAAACGUGUGUUUAGUAUUUUGUUCUUACGAGUUUAUACUAAGUGACCCGGUGUGGUUUUGAAUGGAUAGCACUAAAAUUUACAGGGCUGAGACAGCUCGUUAUUCUGCUGGUUAAUGCAGCUAGUGCCACGGAUCAUUUACUUUUAUGGGGCGUUCAGCCCUUUCUGUGCACGUAAAACAAUUCUGUGGCAUUGUUUUUGGAUGGUAAGUGGACUGCCUAGAGGACAUUGUUAAAGGUCAAAGACAAAUGGUACGCAUAUGGAGAAAAUUAGCAACGCUAUAGUUCUAAGAAAAAAAUGAUAUGUAAGUCAUAUCAAAAUGAAUUUAACAAGUGGGAAAAUAGGCAGUGCUUUAUUGUUU